This is a messenger RNA of Benincasa hispida (wax gourd), 1008 nucleotides long. NCBI's taxonomy places the organism in Eukaryota, Viridiplantae, Streptophyta, Magnoliopsida, Cucurbitales, Cucurbitaceae. The record is from RefSeq and is a predicted model, not a curated record.
AUGGAACACUUAAUCAAGUCCAAAUACGAACAAGUUGGUCAAACCUACCGCUUAAGGGAUAUAAUUGAGGACGUCCGACGAGAUUAUGGAGUGAACAUAAGUUACGGACAAGCUUAUCGCGCUAAAGAGUAUGGAUUAGUGUAUGCACGAGGGUCGCCAGAAGGAUCACAUGCUAUUGUUAGAGCAUACGGCGAGACACUUAAGUUUACAAACCCAGGUACCAUAUUUGAGGGGUUUCUAAACUGCAUCCGCCCAGUAAUUGUUGUUGAUGGAACCCAUUUGCAUGAGAAAUACAAAGGUAUAUUGUUAAUAGCAACGUGUAUCGAUGGAAAUAACAACAUAUAUCAUACCGCCUUCAGUAUUGUAGAUGGUGAGAACGAUGCAUCAUGGACUUGGUUCAUGACUCAUUUGAAGGUUUUGAUAGGAGACGUUCCCAAUUUAGUGAUUAUAUCAGAUCGUCACAUCUUAAUUGCAAAGGCUGUUGUAAGUAUAUUCCCUGAUGCAUUUCAUGGCCUAUGUAUAUACCAUAUUUGGAACAAUUUGGUUGACAAAUUCAAUAAUAAGGACAUAAACCCACACUUCUACCUAGCGGCGAAAGCUUAUAGAAUGUUUGACUUUCAGAUGUAUUGGCCUAAGCUCCAUCAAUAUCUUGGUGUGACGGCCUAUCUUGAGGAGAUUGGAUUACAACGGUGGGCAAGGAUUUAUCAAAUCCAUUGUAAGUAUGACAAGAUGACGACAGAUAUAGUAGAAUACCUCAAUAGAGUGUUGAAAAAUGCCCGAGAACUACCAAUCACAAAGCUAUUAGAGCAUAUCUGCGAGUGGUUACAAGGUUAUAUUGAAAUUAGAUUGCUUAAUGGCAAUAAGUCUCUGUUUGGUUACGUGAAUCCCACUUCCUGGUUGAGGAAAUUCGGUUGCUUUCUUCUGAAUUCCGUGAGUGCUCCUUUGUUCAUAGCAGAAGAAACUUCAAUUCAGUUGCACAUGAAGCUGCAACAAGAGCCAGGAGGUUAA